CAUCCCGGCUCGGUCCCGGAUCCAUCCCGGCUCGGUCCCGGCUCCGGUUACAUCACCAGCUCCUCCACCAGCUCAGGUCCUGGCUGCUGUAGGAGCUCCGAUCUCUACUCUGUCCCCGGCUUUGAUUUUAGCCCCUUCCUCAGCUCCACUCCUGGUUCCAUCACCGGCUCUGCUCUCUUCCCCUUCACCAGCGCAAGCCCUGGUUCCAUCCGCAGAUCCACUCCUGCUCCUGGUCCCAUCCUUGUCCCCGGCACCAGCCCUGCUGCUGUCACCAUCCCUGUCCCUGUUCCCAUCCCCAUCUCCCGCCCCGCUGCUGUCCCCAGCCUGGCUGCUCUUCCCAAGCCCAUCCCCGUUGUUGUGACCAUCCCUAUCCUUACCCUCAUCCCUAUCCCCAUCCGCAUCUCCAUCCUCAUCCCUGUCCCCACUGGGACUUGAGGAUCUCGGUGGGCGGCCGGGUGCCGUCCAUCCCCCCAGCAUCACCAUUGCACCCAAGGGCGACGAGGACCUGCUGGCACUGGCGGCGUCGCGGCUGAGCCGGCGGAAGCGGGUGGCCGGGGCAGCUGUUGGCGUGGCCAUGGUGCUGGUGCUGCUGGUGGCCAUCCCGCUGCUGGUGCACAGCUCCAAGGCGGCCGCACACUAUGAGAUGCUGGGCAGCUGCCGUAUGGUCUGUGACCCCUACCCCGAGCUGCCCGUGGCCUCCCCACCGCCCUUCCUGCCCGGUGCCAAGGGUGAGCCGGGCCGCAAGGGCCGUGCUGGGGUACGGGGACCCCCAGGGCCACCAGGACCACGGGGGCCACCGGGUGAACCGGGCCGGCCAGGGCCACCAGGGCCACCGGGGCCGGGUCCUGGGGGGUACAUCCCCUCCUUCUACAGCCCCAAGAUCGCCUUCUAUGCUGGGCUGCGGAAGCCCCACGAGGGCUACGAGGUGCUGCGCUUUGACGAUGUGGUCACCAACGUGGGCAAUUACUACGAGCCCUCGAGUGGGAAGUUCACCUGUCCCCUUCCCGGCAUCUACUUCUUCACCUACCAUGUCCUCAUGCGUGGUGGCGAUGGUACCAGCAUGUGGGCCGACCUCAUGAAGAACGGACAGGUCCGGGCCAGCGCCAUCGCACAGGAUGCGGACCAGAACUACGACUACGCCAGCAACAGCGUCAUCCUGCACUUGGACGUGGGGGACGAGGUCUUCAUCAAACUGGACGGGGGCAAAGUGCAUGGCGGCAACACCAACAAGUACAGCACCUUCUCUGGGUUCAUCAUCUACCCCGACUGACCCCCCGGGGCUCCUCCCUUUCAAACCCACCCCCAUCAGUGCUCCGUGUCCCCCUCCCCGCAUGCAACACCCAAGGGUGGCAUCAGGGUGUCCCGGUGCUGUCCCCAUCCCCGCAGCUGAUCGUGGGGCAUCAUGAC
This is a messenger RNA of Melopsittacus undulatus (budgerigar), 1407 nucleotides long. RefSeq names its product complement C1q like 4 (gene C1QL4). Gene Ontology annotation, molecular function: protein binding. NCBI's taxonomy places the organism in Eukaryota, Metazoa, Chordata, Aves, Psittaciformes, Psittaculidae. Bases 575 to 1270 code for a protein of 231 amino acids. The record is from RefSeq and is a predicted model, not a curated record. The transcript is spliced from 2 exons.